GGAACGUUGUGGGAAAGUGUUGGGGGGAAUGGAAAUUUCUGGAACAAUAAAAUAAAAAACGACCUUCCCCUCCCACUUCUUUCUUCUCCCUUGUUUGUGCCCUAAUCUCGACAAUCAUCAUUCACAUCGCGCUGCGAAUUCCACACAUCAAAUCAAGCUGAUUGUCUAGCUCUACAUGAAAUCGCAAUGCGGGGCUAUGAUAGAGAUGAGCUCAAUGAUUACGAUGGAUAUGAGUCUGAACAACAGGAGGAAGGGGAUGAAUAUGAAGAAGAUGAAUAUGAAGAAGACGAAGGGGAAGAAUACGUAGAAGCGCCGCCUCGUCAGCCUACAAAGGAAGAAAUAGAAUACCUUGGGUUGAGGCAGAAGUUGAAAGAAAAUCAUAGAAAGCAGUUAAGGAAGGAGAAUAGUGCUUCCCUUAAAGAUUGUAGUGCUACAAAGAAGAAGCUUCCUAAUGAUAACUUUGGGUCCUUUUUUGGCCCUUCUCAACCAGUUAUUGCACCAAGAGUAAUCCAAGAGAGCAAGUCAUUGUUAGAAAACCAGCAUUUGCAGUCUAGGCUCUCUAACACGUCACACGUUAACAAAAAUGUGAAGAAAGUGUCUAAUGGAGUAAUGAAGCCUUCAUCUCAUAAACAGCCACCCAAAGUUAGUGAGACCAAGAUUAAAGCUCAGACAGUCAAGGACACUAGAGAUUAUUCAUUUCUUAUGUCUGAUGAUGCAGAGCUUCCAGCUCCAGCUAAAGAACUCCCAUCUCGGAAUACAUCCGUACACAAUUCAGAGGGACGCCCAGCUCAAGUUGCUAGGAUGAUCAAACAACCUUUGAUCAAUGGCGGCAAGCCUGCUCGUGGCAGUGGUGAGAACCGGAAACCUGCUGUGGGUGCUGGUCAUUCAGUUCCUAAAUCAGGGCCCAGUUGUAAAUUAAGUGAUACCAAUAAGUCCGGUAUGGCAUCAGUAGAUUCUAGAAAACAGCUUGGUAGCAACAGUGGGAUUGGACCAGGCCGGCCAGUGGUGUCAAAACAGUUGCCUUCAAAGAUGCCUGCAAGUACCAUGGGGAAUAAAUCAUCCACACUUGGUAUGAAAAGGUCUGUAAAUGGUGUGCAGAAACCACUCCCUUCGAAGUUGAAUUCAUCUGCUCCAAAACAGUUCGUGGAACAGAGAAGAGACGUACGUGUACAAAAUAAACCACUCCCUUCGAAGGUGCAUUCAUCUGCUCCAAAACAGAUCGUGGAUCAAAGAAAAGACUCACGAGACCAAAAUAAACCAAAAAUGGUACCUAAACAACCAGUGGCAUCAUCAAGAGCUCAGGUAAAUAAGCCACCACUUAAACAAAUUCCAAAGCGUUCAGAUUUGCCAGUUCACCGUCCAAAGAAUAAGGUUGGGAAGCGACAUCCUGAUGAGGAUGAGGAUGAGGAUGAUGGAAUGGAUUAUCGCAAUAUGAUCAGAUCAAUGUUUAAUUACAACCCCAAUAAGUUUGUUGGAGAUGAUGACGAUGAUAACAUGGAGGCAGGCUUUGAUGAAAUCAUGAGGGAGGAAAAGAGGAGUGCACUAAUUGCUAAAAAGGAGGAUGAGGAGCAGCUUAGGUUGAUAGAAGAGCAGGAGGAAAGAGAACGGAGACGACGGAUGGCCAAGUUUAAGAAGCGUAGGGUUGACGAUUAGUAAUAUCAAUGUUACUGUUUGGUUCAUUUUUGGAAAUCAAAAUUUCUUUGUACCAAGCUCUUUGAUUAUAAGAUUUUGAUUUGUCAAUUCAUUGAUGAUGAUAGAGAAUAUAAUUGUCCAUAUUCUAAUUUGGUAUCAGUCUGAAUUACCUUGAA
Molecule: messenger RNA, 1808 nt
Organism: Lotus japonicus
Lineage: Eukaryota; Viridiplantae; Streptophyta; Magnoliopsida; Fabales; Fabaceae
Exons: 10
Coding region: 187-1653 (488 amino acids)
Biological process (GO): nucleosome assembly; regulation of DNA-templated transcription
Cellular component (GO): nucleolus
Molecular function (GO): DNA binding; histone binding
Source: RefSeq, a predicted model, not a curated record